AUGCUGUGCGUUCUGCUUGGCUCGCUGCGCCCAUCGCACGCGCCCUCGCGUGCCUGCCCUCCUGCCGCGUCGCUCGUGCUCUCUGAUGAGGGCGACUGGCUCGCGGCGAGCAAGCCGGCCGGAAUCACCGUACACGAAGGCAGCGACAGCCUGCUGGCGGCGCUCCGUGCUGACGGUUACGGCGAGCUGCUGCCUGUCCAUCGCCUCGACCGCGACACGUCCGGCGUGCUGCUGCUGGCAAAGCGGCCCGAGGCGGCGGCGGCGCUUCAGGCAGCUCUGGCGGAGACGGCCGUGAAGCAGUACCGCGGUGUGCUGGUGGGAGUUCCGCCGGCGAGGCGCGGCAGAUGGGCGGGCGCACUCUCCAACCGCGCCGAGGGCCGACGCAACCCUCGCGGGGUGAGUGCAGAGACGGCCUACGACCUCGUGAGCGACAACGGCUUCCUCGCCAGCGCCGACCUCACGCUCGCCGUCGGUGGCCGCACGCAUCAGAUCCGGAGGCACGCUGCUUCGGCCGGAAGCCCGAUCUUUGGCGACCGCCGCUACGGCAACCCGCGGCGCAACGCGCAGCUGCAGGAGCGGUACGGCUUUGACGGCAUGGCGCUGCACGCGUCGCUGCUGCGGCUCGUGGUGGACGGCGUGGCGUUCGAGUUCGAGGCGCCGCUGCCGGCCUCGUGGAGCGCGCUGGGGGCGCUCGACGGCAGUUAAUCUUAAUGGAGGUCUCGCGUGGACAGAGCGGCAAACGUGUUUUUUACACAGCCACUAAUUCAUUCCGUAGACAACGCCCACACCCGUCUCUCAUAUACACACUCACACACGUCUGUGUCGUGUGUGUGCGGCACUGGCAGGUGUCGCCCGCAAAAGCGCUCGUAGCGAGGUCAUCACCGACGGCGCUUACCAGAGCGAGGCUGUGGCCGGCUGCAGCAGACACGCUCGACUCCGGCUCCACAGCCCAGACCGCCCGCGUCACCGGUGCAGCAAGCUCGGCCUCAAGUACCGGCUCAGCCUCGGCGGCUGCACCUCGAGGGUGGUCGACAGCACGCCGUGGUCGGACGGGAACUGCAGCGUGGGGAAGACCAUGUCCUCGACGUACCGCCUCUCCCCCGUGUUGUCCUUGGUGGUCGAGCGCACCGUGAAGGAGGCCGGAGAGAAGAGCAAAAAGUCCUUUGGGUUCUUGUCGCCCUUGGCCGCCGUCUCGGACUGCUUCGCCGCCUUUUGGAGCUGGGCCUGCAGGUAGGUGCGCGCGUUGUACGUGGUGUGGUUCGUCGGGUCCGGCGUGUCGCCCCAGCAAGAGGUGAGCCCCUUCGCGACGUACGCGCGCGCGAACCCGAGCACGUCCUGCUUGCCCGGCGCCUCGUGCUCAUACGUGUUGGCGUCGAGGCCGAAGAUCAGUCGCCGCUCGGGCAUGCGCGCGGCGAGGGCGGUCACCGCUUCCAGGACGGGGAUGGUGGCCAGGCCGUUGGUGUCCCC
Emiliania huxleyi CCMP1516 is the source of this 1467-nucleotide messenger RNA. RefSeq lists its product as hypothetical. The transcript has 5 exons. Gene Ontology annotation, molecular function: RNA binding; pseudouridine synthase activity. Gene Ontology annotation, biological process: pseudouridine synthesis. Bases 1 to 705 code for a protein of 234 amino acids. The record is from RefSeq and is a predicted model, not a curated record. Lineage: Eukaryota; Haptophyta; Isochrysidales; Noelaerhabdaceae.